CACUGCAUGUACGUCAUUUCCGGGUAUUUAGACGCACGGAUGUGAAUCCGGGGGCAAAAUGACCUCAGCUGGAGCAGUAAACAAAUAGCUUUAUUUUCUAUUGGCGCAGAUUAAGGACAAAUUCGCGUAUUAUAGGCGACUCUUGAGACUAUUAGGCGUGAGGUUUUUGUUUUUAAAUCAUCAUGGCGGGUUUGUUUUCGUGUUGUUUGGACUGCUGUGAUCGCGGAAGCUCUGGCCACGUCGCGCUGAAAGAAAUGCCCACAGUGCAGCUGGACACUAAUCACAUGGGCUCUGAUGUCGUUAUUGUAAAAAGUGGUAGAAGAAUAUGUGGCACAGGGGCCUGCCUGGCAAACGCUCCUCUCCAUCAAAACAAGAGCUACUUUGAGUUCAAGAUUCAGUCCACAGGUGUUUGGGGCGUAGGGGUGGCUACACAGAAAGCUAACCUUAACCAAGUCCCAAUGGGCAGAGACACACACAGCCUGGUGCUUCGGCAAGAUGGAACCGUGUACCAUAAUAACGAGGAGAAGAACCGGUUACCGGCUAACAGCCUGCCACAGGAAGGAGAUGUAGUGGGUGUUUCGUACGACCACGUAGAGAUGAAUUUAUACCUGAACGGGAAGAACAUGAACUGUCCAGCAUCAGGCAUUCGAGGAACUGUUUUCCCUGUAGUAUAUGUGGACGACAGUGCAAUUUUGGAUUGUCAGUUUAGUGACUUCUACCAUCCUCCUCCUCAAGGCUACCAAAAGAUUCUUUUUGAGCAGCAGAUCUUCUGAUCCUCAGGAGACUCUGAGCACAUCAGCUUUCCAGACAGCAGUCCUCGUGUCUAUUCCCACUACUACGUCUCUGGGGAAGUCAGGCGGUGGAAAUGACGUGCUUGUGAUUAUGUGGCUGACGCUUCACUCUGCCGGUUCAAAAGUGCAACUGACCAGUGUUAUAUCUUCAGUAAUUUCUUUAAUGAUGUAGAAUCGAUCCUUGUUGGCAGUCAGAACACUCCAACUUUGCCCUAAUUUAUGUUUUACAGGAAAUCAUUAUUAGGACUCUAAUUUGUAUGUCUGCACAAAAUUCUCCAAAUUCAUCGCACUUUGUUUUGGAUUACAAAUAAUGUGCUGCUUUAAAAAAAGGAUGCAUUUAAACAAUACUCUAAUCUGAUCUGAUCUUAUUAUAAAUUCUUCCUCUAAAUGAGGUUGUAAAUCAGGGUCAAUUGACAUGACACAGUACAACUGACCUGCAGUAAAAUGUGAAAUGUAUUUGCAAUGUUAGGGAAAUUUCCAAAUUUGGAAUCAUAUUUUGUGCCUAUUUAUGCGUUACUGACUCUUUUUGAACAAAAAUCUCUACUGCAUUAGUACAAAACAAGCCAUGUCUUAAUUUAAGCUUUUUCUUGAACAGUACGUGUAUGUGAGAAACAUAUGGUUUUACCAAAUAUCAUAAGAUGGUAGUAUCAGUUAAAUCACUACAUAUUGUCUAAUAUUUGUGUUUUUGUUCAUGUCUUUAUAAAUUUGCUUGACUAAUGCAACUAACAUAAUGUAAUAAAGAAAUUUAAGCUGUAAAGGUUGCAGGACAAAAGCUGUGCCUAUCAACUAUAUGGUCUACUAUAUUUGGUUUUAAGUUAUUUGGGUUUUUUUUUUGUUUGUUUUGCUGUUCUUGUUGUAAAACACCUUAUUUUAAAGUGACCCUAAGAUACUGUCUGCACUGAUUAGUCAGGUGUUGUUUGUGUGAUGUGUGUUAGGACAGUAAUAAAAAUAUUGAUCUUUGUUA
Molecule: messenger RNA, 1755 nt
Organism: Pangasianodon hypophthalmus (striped catfish)
Lineage: Eukaryota; Metazoa; Chordata; Actinopteri; Siluriformes; Pangasiidae
Gene: spryd7a
Product: SPRY domain containing 7a
Exons: 5
Coding region: 183-773 (196 amino acids)
Molecular function (GO): protein binding
Source: RefSeq, a predicted model, not a curated record